This is a messenger RNA of Aedes albopictus (Asian tiger mosquito), 2843 nucleotides long. RefSeq names its product transient receptor potential cation channel subfamily V member 5 (gene nan). Gene Ontology annotation, biological process: calcium ion import across plasma membrane. The transcript has 6 exons. Gene Ontology annotation, molecular function: protein binding; calcium channel activity. The coding region runs from base 271 to 2718 and encodes 815 amino acids. The record is from RefSeq and is a predicted model, not a curated record. Gene Ontology annotation, cellular component: plasma membrane. NCBI's taxonomy places the organism in Eukaryota, Metazoa, Arthropoda, Insecta, Diptera, Culicidae.
AACGAGGCCCGCUGUCAUUGCUCAUACGCAUCAAUUCCGUAUCAUAAUAAUAACCGGCAUGCAAGAAGCACAUGGCACUCCGGGAACACAAAUCGGCACGUCGAUCGCUUCCAAGGAAACCCCGUUUUCGCUCGUUGGAUCGAUACCGUUUCAGUGUGAGAAAAUUUGUUCGGAAAAUUUGGCAGCAUUCCUCGCGCCAAUUCGAAAAUUUAGUGAAAAUUGUUAUGUAAAAGUUUUCCUGGGGUCUAAACUGGGUGCCCAUCUGCGGUCAUGGGAAAUACGGAAAGUAAUGUUACCAGUGGAGUUAAGAAGCAGGCCGGAGUUUCCACCCAGGCGUUGUACAAGUUCGUCAAUCUGAAAGGAGGUGGUCUUUUGGUAGACAUGAUGAAGAGAGCAAUCCAAAACAAACAAUAUGCAGAAAUAGAUCAUGCCAUCAAAACGAAAGUCGAGCCAUUUCUGUACAAUAAGGGCAAAGGAAAGUACAUUCCGGUGGCUCAGUUGGUCCUGCUGAGGAAUCGAGAACGGCCUCGAUCGAAGCAGCUGCCCGAGAUUCGAGCCUUGGAAAAUCCAGAGGAGGACUUUGAUAUUGACGCAGUAUGUCCGGACGUGACCGAGGGCGAAUACCAGAGGAAUCCGUCGGGGUACAGGGAGGUGUGCUGGAACAUCAAGGAGCGCGGAGCAGUCGGGGAAACUAUUCUUCAUCUGUGCCUACUGAACGCAACAUCUUUGCACGCGGAUCUUGCCAAGCGCCUGCUGAGAUUCUAUCCAAAACUGAUCAAUGAUAUUUACAUGUGCGAUGAAUAUUACGGGGAAAGUGUGCUCCACGUGGCGAUUGUCAACGAAGAUCCGGCAAUGGUUAAAUAUCUGCUGGACAGUGGAUCGGACGUGGACGAGCGAUGUUGCGGAACGUUUAUGUGUCCUGAGGAUCAAAAAGCGACACGAUACGAUUCGAUCGAAACUGAAAUCAUCUGCGUACUUCCCAUGACCAACUACGAUGGGUACGUGUACUGGGGCGAAUAUCCGUUGAGUUUCGCGGCCUGCUUGGGACAAGAGGAAUGCUACCGAUUGGUGUUGGCUCGGGGAGCUGAUCCCGAUAAUCAGGACUCGAACGGAAACACCGUCUUGCAUAUGUUGGUAAUCUACGAGAAAAUUUCAACAUUCGACAUGGCGUACGAAGUUGGAUCCUCUUUGGACAUAAGAAACCUGCAGAAUUUGACACCGUUAACAUUGGCGGCCAAGCUAGGCCGAGUUGAGAUGUUUUUCCACAUAAUGAACAUUGAACGGGAAAUCUACUGGCAAUUGGGAAGUAUCACUUGUGCAGCCUAUCCACUGGUCCUGAUCGACACGAUCGACAUCGAAACAGGGAACAUCAACAAAGAUUCAGCAUUAAAUUUAGUGGUAUUCGGUGACAAAGCUGAGCAUCUGGACCUACUGGAAGGUGUACUGAUCGAUUUGCUCAAGACCAAAUGGAACUCGUUCGUCAAAGACAAGUUCUAUCGCCAAUUUUUCGUUUUCUUUUGGUAUUUUUGCGUUUCACUAGUGAGCUUUACCCUAAGAAGGGGACCAAUGGUUCUGGAAGAAACUGGAGCCAAUCGCACCACCACCAGCAUUACAAUGAAGAAUUUAACAUUUUCCGACUCCACCAACGUAACUUUACCUACCUUGCUAGCGGUGGAAGUCAACGAAAAGAUCACUCAAUUCAACAUGAACGAAACACUUUUUGAUCCAGCAAUAUUGGAAGACAACACAUUCUUCAACUCAAAAUGCGCCACCAUGCAGUACGACACAUUGCAAGAUAGAAUUCGGCUGGUUUCGGAGAUCAUCAUCCUCAUCGGAUCGUUCCUUUACUUGGUUGGAGCUUUGAGAGAAUUCCGGUUUUUGGGACGAAAAAUGUUUUUCGAGAAUUUGAUGAUCUCUCCUUCCCGCGUGAUGUUCUUAUUCUCAUGUUGCAUAAUGAUGAUCGUGCCGUUUCUGAAAGUUCUUUGCCUGAUCGAGAUGGAGGAUCAUGUAGCUGUUACGAUCAUGUUGACCACGGCACCCUAUUUCUUGUUUUUCUGCCGUGGAUUCAAAACCGUUGGGCCGUUCGUUGUGAUGAUCUACCGUAUGGUGAUGGGAGACUUGCUGCGAUUCGUCGUUAUCUAUCUGGUGUUCGUGAUGGGUUUUUCCCAGGCCUACUACAUUGUGUUCUUAUCGUUCAAGGGCGAGGAGGAUGGCGAUGAAAAUCCAAUGCCUUCUCCGAUGGAGUCCAUCGUGGCGAUGUUCCUGAUGUCGUUGACGAACUUUGGUGACUACUACGGGGCGCUGGAUAAAACGGAACACGAGGGAUGCGCUAAGGUUCUGUUCGUCAUUUUCAUGGUAAUCGUAGCAGUCCUGUUAGUCAACUUGCUCAUCGCUAUGAUGGGUAACACGUAUACCAUGAUUGCCGAGACCAAGAACGAGUGGCAACGACAGUGGGCGCGAAUUGUCCUGGUGGUGGAACGAGGAGUUCCUCCCAGUGAGCGACUCAAAAACUUCAUGGCCUACAGUCAGCCCAUGUCGGACGGAAGGCGAGCCCUCGUGCUGCGAUUGAAUAUGACGGACGAAGACAAAGAAGAGAUGAAGGAAAUCCUCGAGAUGAAACGCGUCCAUGAGCGCUUGAAGAAGAAACGGCAAGUUGAGCGGGAAGCGAGAGCCGAGAAGCGACGACUAAUCAUGGAGAAAUUUGCAAAUGUACCUUAGUGAAAUUUCAGAGCACUUCAAAGUCAAACCAUUUAACGAAAUACCUUGUUGAAUAUUCCCAAUUGUUCAAUUUAUCAAAUACAUUUUUAUUCCGAUUGUUUAGAAACCACAAGCCAUAGGAGUAG